GUUGUCGAGGCGGGGCUGGGCAAAGGGCCGCCCACUGACGAGUAGGCCCGGCGGUGUAAGAUGGCGGCGGUGUGGACUCGGCUCUUCCGCAGGACCUUCAACAGCGGCGCCCGGCAACUGUCGGCGGCCGCCGGCGCUGAGGAGCAUCAGGGAAGUCGCAUGUGGAAAAUCGUGUCUUUAGUUGUUGCUUUUCCGGGAGUGUCCGUCUGUAUGCUGAAUUGUUACUUGAAGGCGCAGCAACACAGCCACGAGAAGGACGAGUUUGUUGCUUAUGACCACCUUCGCAUCAGGAGCAAACCAUUCCCUUGGGGCGAUGGUAACCACAGCCUCUUCCACAAUUCCCAUACUAAUCCUCUGCCCACCGGCUAUGAAGAUAAAGAGGAUCACUGAAAUUUUCGGAGCAGAGAAGAAUGCCCCAGAGAUUAUGGAUCAUUUGUUUGAGCCUAAUUAUAUAAAUGUGUUAUCCAACAAAGUGCAGAAACCAGAAUCAAGUGUUGACCACUGUUGAGGUAACACCAUAAUAAAUAUAUUAUGAAAAAUU
Messenger RNA from Amblyraja radiata (thorny skate), 541 nucleotides. Its product is annotated as cytochrome c oxidase subunit 6A, mitochondrial. The record is from RefSeq and is a predicted model, not a curated record. Gene Ontology annotation, biological process: mitochondrial electron transport, cytochrome c to oxygen. Gene Ontology annotation, molecular function: enzyme regulator activity. Bases 61 to 390 code for a protein of 109 amino acids. Gene Ontology annotation, cellular component: respiratory chain complex IV; mitochondrial inner membrane. Lineage: Eukaryota; Metazoa; Chordata; Chondrichthyes; Rajiformes; Rajidae. The transcript has 3 exons.